Molecule: messenger RNA, 246 nt
Organism: Besnoitia besnoiti
Lineage: Eukaryota; Apicomplexa; Conoidasida; Eucoccidiorida; Sarcocystidae
Exons: 2
Coding region: 1-246 (81 amino acids)
Source: RefSeq, a predicted model, not a curated record
AUGCACGUAUGGAGAACCCCGCGGUUAGACCCUGAGCGCCAUUUUCAUCCCUUGAAUCGCACAGAGGAUCCAACCCUCUUUGAGCGACUCGACAGGGUUAGCAAUCGCGCAACAACAGGCAACUUCCUUGAAACUCCACGGCUCACGGUUUCUUGCAGCGCUCGACACAGGUCAAACCCUAAACCACACAACUCCAUACCAGUGAACCGUUUCGCAACUCUGUUUCAUAUCGUACCUGAUUGGUAG